GUGUAUUUUUGUCAUAGCGCUUGGUAUUAGCCGGUGGUUUCCAUCACUACACGAUUGACUGAAAAAAAACUCCUGCCACUUCUCACCCAGUCAGAAGUAAAACCAAAACCAAUCGUGACUCGUUCGCACACGUUUUCCCGCGCUUUGCGUCAGCUACUUUUAAUUUUGAUCGAGUUUUGUUUGGUUCACUGUAUUGUCUGUGUCCUUUGUGAUUGGUCUAAGUUGUUUCUUUGGCUUUGAUCUAUCGUCACUCAGUUGGAAACUGUUCUGUUAGUGUGGAUAGUGUCAAAAGCAAUAACCUCCGUUCCGUACAAAAAUAUGCACGGAUACUUUUCCGUGGACUUUGAAUUACCCAUAUAUAAUCGUAAUUCCAACCACAGAUGUAAUACUGUAAAAAUUAGCCACAAAUAUGUUUUAUUUUAGAUUCAUAUGUCCAAUGUGAUCUGCGAUGGCUCAGAGCACUCCAUCUUUCAAUGUAAGCAUGACGGAUGGGGUGUAAUAGGUAGCUGCACCCACGAAAACGACGCCGGGGUCAGAUGUAUCAGGGCAGAUGUCCCUGAGCUUGAAUAUCUGGGCUGCUGGAUUGAUAAUCCAAUAAAACAGAGGAUCUUGCCAGAUUUUUAUUCCAACCGCCGGGGUAAAGAUCUCGACUGGCACAAUCUCGGUGAAACCGUUUUGAAGUGUGCCUAUGAUGCUAUUAACAGUGGCAAGGACUACAACUUAUUCGCCGUGCAAUUUUAUGGCGAGUGUUUUUCAGCGGAAGGCAAUCCUGACUACAAGAAAAUGAGGGCCGCUCCAGAUGCGUGUGUGUUUGGUACGUCUGCCUAUCAAUUCCUGAUUAACUCGCUGACUGACUAACCCACUGACUGACUGACUAACGGACUUAAUGGGCUGACUGA
This is a messenger RNA of Orbicella faveolata, 899 nucleotides long. RefSeq lists its product as uncharacterized. NCBI's taxonomy places the organism in Eukaryota, Metazoa, Cnidaria, Anthozoa, Scleractinia, Merulinidae. The record is from RefSeq and is a predicted model, not a curated record.